Molecule: messenger RNA, 1710 nt
Organism: Laetiporus sulphureus 93-53
Lineage: Eukaryota; Fungi; Basidiomycota; Agaricomycetes; Polyporales; Laetiporaceae
Exons: 6
Coding region: 116-1441 (441 amino acids)
Source: RefSeq, a predicted model, not a curated record
UGAUUGUCGGCCACUUAUUGACAGCGUGCAUUUGGCAGUUUCAUAUCAGAGAGUGGCGGUGACACCCCUCUUUCCCUUGAUUCCAUUGUACUACUCACCCUGGCAACACGCCAACAUGCAAUGGAAAUCGGCGCCGCCUGAUAUCCAGGAACAUGCUGUCGGACCGCAACACGCCUGCCACAAUGACGAGAAUUGCCCUUAUCGAGAAGAGCUGGAUAGCGUUCAAGAGAUAGCAGCCGCAGAGAACGAGCGAGCCAACCGGUUGAGCGAGGAAGUCCAGAAUGAAAAAGAACGCAGCUCGUCACUGGAGCGAGAGGUGCAAAGACUGGAACAGAUUGCAGGGGAACAGAGAAGUGAAGCAACCAGGCUAGAAGAAUUAGCCGUCGAGGCCCAGAAGGAGAGAAACAUUGCCAAUGAGAAGGUGCAACGGCUUCGUUGUAAGGUGGAGAUGUCCAAGCAGGAGGUCGAUCGUGCAUGCCGCCUUCUCGAAAGCACCAGAAUGGAGCUAGAUCAAACUCGCCGGCAAUUUGAUGCCGCUAUGCAAGAGCGCGCAUCGAUGAAAGAGCUGUUGGAGACACGUCGAAUGGAGGCCGACGCUGGAUUUGCAUACUCCAAUACUGCCGAUGCGUGCUCAGAGCAGGACAUCGUCCGGCUUGUCAAGUCCCUGAACUCGGAGGUAUUCCAGGUGGUGAAGGGGCUCGUUGAUUCUUUCGCUGCUGGCAGCCCUGAAAGUUCAUCGCAGCUCGCUGAGGAACGCGCAGUACGGCGUGUUGGAUCGUCAAUGGUGGAAAUUCUCCGCGGGUCCCCUCGUGAUGACACAAUCAUACUCGAAAUUGCCCUGCAGCAGACGAUCGUCCUCAUCCUUCAGGGAAUCAUAUCAGCAUGGGACCCACUCACUCUCGACAAAAAGCCAUUCGAUGAGAUUUUCAAUCGAAUGAUCCGUCUCGAGAACCAGAGUGUCGCAGGACGGUGGCGAGCGCUCACGCGCAAAUACCUGCAGCCCACUUCCUCCGAGGAAAACCACUGGGCUGCAAACUAUAUCCAACGACUCACCAAAUACGUGACUUCGAUACUCAUCGUCGCCGGAGGCGACGGCCACGUCCCAGGACACGUCGAAGAGAGCCUCGGCGUACUCGUGCGCAUGGCCAUCCAGCUCCGCAGCAUGAUCGGAGAGCGCACUGUGGGGAGCAACUAUAGCAUCAUUCUCGUUAAAUCCAAUGUGACAUUCGCGCCAGCGGUGAUGGAAGACGGGUUUGCAGACAAGAUCAAACCGGCGCAAGCGGGUGAACCUGUACUUUGUCCGUACGAGCUGGGCUUGAAGCGGAUGGAGAAGGACGCUGACACGAAGGGCGUUCAUGAGGUAAUCCUAGUGAAGCCGAAGGUCAUUCUGGCCAGCUUUAUUAGCGAGCUGCAGUUGAAUAGCGGUGAGGGCUCACAAUGAGUUUUUCAGUCCGCACGUAGUUUGCCUCCCUUGCAAUUAUGUCAGUACAUAUACGACAAAGAAAUUCGCCAUGAUAUGACUCUCCUUUCUAACUAAAAACCACCUUCCUCCAGUUCUGCAGGCUUGCUCUCGGAGAACAAGUUUGGCUGCUUCCAUAGGACCGAGCACACACAUGUAUAUUAUGUCUACUUCUUGUGCACCUGGAACGUUUCGUUGUCACUUACCGAUGAUGGCUGAAGGACACUGUGGGCAUCAAUGUUCAAAACUGC